AUGGUGAUGCUAGUAGAGUUACAGGCCACGUGCAGUGCCCUUGGUUACCAAGAAGGAAAGAAAUAUGUCAAGGAACCAGAUUGUUUAGAGACAAUCAAGGAUCUCAUUCGUUUCUUGAAAAGAGAGGAUGAGACAUGUAAUAUCAGGAGACAGCUCGGGGAGGGCUGUAUUCUGCAGAAGGACAUUGUCCCCAUACUGAAGCAGUACCACACAGACAGAGUUCUGUUCGAGGCCGUCAUCAGGUUAUUGGUUAACUUGACCCAGCCAGCCGUUCUGUGCUUCAAUAACCAUAUCCCAGAAGACAAAACCCUGAGGAAUCAUUACCUGGAGAUAGAAUCCAUGCUACAAGAUUACAAGGAGGUUUUUGUGGAUGAAGAAUUGUUUGGUGUUUUGACAAGAAAACUAGGAGAUCUUUUAAAAUUGGACUGGGAACAUCGCCAAGAGGAGGACCGACUCCUCAUAGAGAGAAUGUUGAUCCUCAUCAGAAAUGUCCUCCACGUUCCUCCCAACAUGGAACGAGAACAGAGGACAGAUGAUGAUGCCAGUGUCCAUGAUCAAAUCAUUUGGGCCAUCCAUUGCAGUGGUUUGGAGGAUCUCUUGUUGUACAUUGCCAGCUCAGAGGAUGAAAGAAAUUUCUCUAUGCAUGUUUUAGAGAUUGUGUCUCUGAUGUUCAGGGAACAGACUCCAGAUAUGUUGGCAACUGCAGGUGUGAGCAGGUCUAUGACAGAGAAAGAAAAGGAUGAGAGGGAGCUUCAGAUGGUUUUAGAGCAGGAAAAAGCUCAGAAGAGAGCCAACAUGAGGAAAUUUAGCACUAGACAUUCCCGUUUUGGGGGAACUUACGUAGUUCAGAAUAUGAAGUCAAUCAGUGACAGGGAUGUCAUCUUCCACAAAAACCAGAAAGACGUCUCUAACCUUACGUUUGACAUCAACAAGAAACCAAAGAAGAUCGCCAAAAAUCGUCAACCAAUCAAAGACCAGGAAGUGACUCGACGAUCUACCCUGAGUAUCCGAUUGGGUUUGAAGGAAUUUUGUGUCCAGUUUCUAGAGAGUUGUUAUAAUCCACUAAUGUACGCUGUCAAGGACAUUCUGAACAGAGAGAAGGCGCAGGAUCAUGACGAGACCUAUUAUUUAUGGGCCAUGAGGUUCUUCAUGGAGUUCUGUAGACUACACAGCAAGCAGGUGGAACUCGUUAGUGAGACCAUGUCUGUGCCCACCUUCCACUACAUCCAGGUACAGCUAUUCCAGUACUAUGAGAUGAUCAUGAUGGAGAAGAAAGAGGCCAAAACCUGGGCUAAAAGGGUUCACCUUGCUCUGAAGGCCUAUCAGGAGUUACUUUUGACCUUGGACUCCAUGGACUGGUCAGGCAACAGUCAGCUGAUGGAGAGUGCAAAGGUCAUCAAAAGUAAUAUAUUUUACAUGAUGGAGUUCCGAGAUACUUUCUUAACAUUAUUGAGGAAGUUUAAUGAAAGCACUCAGUCAAGAACAUACCUGAAGGAUCUAGUGGAAUCAACUCAUCUUUUUCUGAAGAUGUUGGAAAAAAUGACAAAAGGAAAUUCCCAUCUUGUUGUUCAAAAGAAGAAAAGCAAAAGGAAAAAGAAGUCAAAUCCAAGAGCUGCCCCAGACCUACCAAGGGAGCCUACUCCAGAGGAGCUGGAGGACAAAUGGGAUGAUAUUUCGGGAGAGUUAUCUUCCUUGAUUCAGGGAAGAGGAGAACUGCCAACAGAUGUCUCUCCUUUUGAUGCUGCUUCAGAAGUAGAUAUUGACCAACAGAGGGUUGAUGCCAUGAUUCGUAUACAGGAUGCUUUGAGAGAUAAACUCCCUGGAGAAGCACUGGCUCUACUGAGGGCAGCAAGAGAGGUGUGGCCAGAGAGAGACCAGUUUGGAGCGGCAGACAUUGGACCAGAGGAGGAGUUCAUGGCAGUCAGGGAAAUCUUCAUGUCUACCUUACCUA
Saccostrea cuccullata (small rock oyster) is the source of this 1951-nucleotide messenger RNA. RefSeq names its product protein timeless homolog. The transcript has 17 exons. Gene Ontology annotation, molecular function: DNA binding. Lineage: Eukaryota; Metazoa; Mollusca; Bivalvia; Ostreida; Ostreidae. Gene Ontology annotation, cellular component: replication fork protection complex. The record is from RefSeq and is a predicted model, not a curated record. The annotation marks the transcript as partial. Gene Ontology annotation, biological process: DNA repair; DNA replication checkpoint signaling; replication fork arrest.